Molecule: messenger RNA, 2160 nt
Organism: Tachyglossus aculeatus (Australian echidna)
Lineage: Eukaryota; Metazoa; Chordata; Mammalia; Monotremata; Tachyglossidae
Gene: NOX5
Product: NADPH oxidase 5
Exons: 15
Coding region: 1-2160 (719 amino acids)
Biological process (GO): defense response; superoxide anion generation
Cellular component (GO): plasma membrane; NADPH oxidase complex
Molecular function (GO): superoxide-generating NAD(P)H oxidase activity; calcium ion binding
Source: RefSeq, a predicted model, not a curated record
AUGGGUGCCGAGGAUGACGCCAAGUGGCUGGAGUGGGUCACCCGCCAGUUCGAGGCCAUCGCGGGAGAAGACAAACAGAUUGACCUGGAAGAGUUCAAAAUGGCCCUGAAAGUCAAAGAGUCCUUCUUCGCAGAACGGUUCUUUGCGCUGUUUGACUCGGACGGGAGUGGGACCAUCACGCUGGACGAGCUGCUGGAAUCCCUGAAUCUCCUCAUCCACGGGAGCCCGAUGGACAAGCUCAGAUUCCUCUUCCGGGUCUACGAUGUCGACGGGAGCGGCUCCAUUGACCCUGACGAGCUGCAGACGGUCCUGCGGUCCUGCCUGAGGGAGAGUGAGAUCUCACUGCCUGAGGACAAGCUGGACGACCUGACCCUGGCUCUCUUCGAGUCGGCAGACCGGGACCAAAGCGGCUCCAUUACCUUCGAGGAGCUCAGGGGCGAGCUGGAGAACAUCCCGGAGGUCAUGGAGAACCUCACCAUCAGUGCGGCCCACUGGCUGAAGCCCCCCACCUCCAGGAAACAGCGGCAGUCCCGGCCCCGCCUCUUGACCCCAGCCUACUGGCACAAUAACCGAGGCACGCUCUUCAUCCUGGCGUGCUACGUGGGCCUGAACGUCACCCUCUUCACCCUGGCAGCUCUGGCACAUGCGGGCCAUGGGGCCAGCAUCAUGGUGGCCAAGGGCUGCGGCCAGUGUCUCAAUUUCAACUGCACCUUCACUGUGGUGCUGAUGCUGCGGCGUUGCCUGACAUGGCUGCGUACCACCCGGCUGGCUAGGGUCUUCCCGCUGGACCAGAACGUGGAGUUCCACCAGCUGGUGGGCUACGUGGUGGCUGGCCUCUCCCUGGUGCACACUGCCGCCCACCUGAUAAAUUUCGUGGCCCUGAGUGGGCACGGGCCCUUCCGGCUGUGGGAGUACCUGCUGACCACGCGGCCCGGCAUCGGCUGGGUCCACGGCUCUGCCGCCCUCACUGGCAUCAUCUUGCAACUGCUCGUCGUCGUCAUGCUCGUGUGCUCCAGCUCCUUCGUCCGUCAGAGCGGCCGCUUCGAGGUGUUCUACUGGACUCACCUUUCUUACGUGGGCAUCUGGGCACUGCUCAUCAUGCAUGGCCCCAACUUCUGGAAAUGGUUCCUCGGCCCCGGGGCGCUCUUCCUCCUGGAGAAGCUCGUGGGGCUUCUGGUAUCCCACCGGGCCAGCUUCAGCAUUGUGGAAGUCCACCUCCUCUCCUCCAAGGUGACUCACCUGGUGAUUAAGAGGCCCCCGUUUUUCCACUACAAGCCCGGCGACUACGUGUAUGUGAACAUUCCUGUGAUCGCCAAAUAUGAGUGGCACCCCUUCACGCUGAGCAGCGCCCCGGAGCAGCUAGACACCAUGUGGAUCCAUGUCCGGUCUCAGGGCCAGUGGACCAACAGACUGUACGAAUACUUCAGGGGAUCCAAGCCCUGCGGCCUGGAGCCCAAGAGGCUGACUUCCAGCCUACGGCUCAGGAGGAGCCAGAGAGCCGCCCGGCAUCCAGCACCUUUGAGUGAAAAUCACCAGUUCUGUAACGUCAAGUGCUAUGUGGACGGCCCCUACGGGACCCCGACCCGCCGGAUCUUCACCUCGGAGCAUGCGGUCCUGAUCGGAGCUGGCAUUGGCAUCACCCCGUUUGCCUCCAUCCUGCAGAGCAUCAUGUACAGGUACCAAAUGAGGAAGGAAAAUUGUCCCAACUGCAAGUUCUCAUGGUGUGAAACUGUCAGGGAUGACGAGAUGAAGCUGCGGAAGGUGGACUUCAUCUGGAUCAAUCGAGACCAGAAGUCUUUCGAGUGGUUUGUGAGCUUGCUGACCAAACUGGAGAUGGAUCAGGGGCAGAACCAGGCAGCCGGUAAUUUUUUGGAGCUACACCUGUAUAUGACGUCAGCGCUGGGGAAGAACGACAUGAAGGCCAUUGGAUUGCAGAUGGCGCUUGACCUCCUGGCUAAGAAAGAGAAGAAAGAUUCCAUCACUGGGUUGCAAGCCCGUACCCAGCCGGGGCGUCCAGACUGGAGCCAGGUGUUUCAGAAGGUGGCAGCGGAGAACAAGGGGAAGGUCCAAGUGUUCUUCUGUGGCUCCCCUGCGCUGGCCAAGGUGAUCAAAGCACAAUGCGAACAACUCAACUUCAAGUUCUUCAAGGAGAACUUCUAG